Messenger RNA from Prorocentrum cordatum, 1359 nucleotides. The record is from the annotation of a GenBank genome assembly. Lineage: Eukaryota; Dinophyceae; Prorocentrales; Prorocentraceae.
GAGACGGCUCAGGACGAGCUGUCCGGGCAGCGGGUGGCGGUGCCCACCGACCUGGACAUCAUCAUCGCGGGCUUCUCUUGCAAGGACCUGUCGGGCAUGAACCGCAACCGGAAGAACCUGGAGGAGAUGGGCACCAGCGGUACGACCUUGCAGGGGUGCCUCGACUACAUCUUGCGCCACCGCCCCAGGAUCGUAAUCUUCGAGAAUGUGAAGAACAUCGCCCUCCUGGACUCUGCGACAGGCAUACGCCCCGUCGACCUUGUCAUGGAGGCACUCAAGAGGCUGGGAUACAACGCGGGGUGGAAGUUCCUCAACACGCGGAACUACUACCUGCCCCAGAGCCGUGCGCGCGUCUGGAUGUGGGGCUACCGAACUGGUGACGCGCCCAACCCCAAGUACCGACCUGUCGUGAGCGAGUUGGCCGCCGAGCUGGUGCACCUGGACACGGCGCAGCAGCUCGCGGCCGACGCCGCCGGCGCGGCGCUCAACGACAAGGUCUCUAGGACGCUGGAUCACCUGCAGCGGGACGCAGUCCUCCACUUCGACGACCUCAUCCUUCCCGACGACGAUCCGCACGUGCGCCAGGACAUUGAGAAACGGACGGGACGAGACACCAACAAGGUGUCGAUUUCGGAGAAGGCCAAACUUACCUGGGACGUGAAGCACAAGAUGCACCGGGACUCGCUCCGCAACCGCUACUCCAAGCCGUACACCAGCUACCGGGGUGCACCUUGGCUGCGCACGCUGAACGAGCGCGAGAAGCAGUUGUGUGACAUCAACUUCCAGGAGGUUUAUGAGGCGAGAGGCAUCGACGCGCGCCAGGUGCCCAUGGUGUGGGAGCUGUCGCAGAGCGCCGGCCGCGUGCCGGGCACGAAGACCGCCGAGACCCAGAUGCACUGCACGCCGUGUGUCGUGCCCGGCAGUCUGUGGCACACCACCAGGAGACGCUUCCUGCUGGGGCGCGAGAAACUCAGAUUCCAGGGCAUAUUCGAGGAGGACCUGAAGGACUUGGACUGCGUCCCAGAGAGUGUACUGGGCGAUCUGGCAGGGAACGCCUUCUCGGCCACUGUCUGCGCCGCGAACCUGCUCGCGGCGCUCGUCUUCGCAGAGCCGUAGAAUUCGAGGCUGCGCUCUACGUUGGCCACUGGGGAUGUCAGCCUCGACGAACGCGCGGUGGGGCCGCCCUUCGACGAGAGCUGAGCGGGGAUUCAUCUCUUUGCAGCGCGUCUGGUCCCCGAUCCUCACGACGAGCACUGUGAGGGAAGGCGCAGCAGGCCGAAAAAGCGUGCCAGCGUUGUCGAGGUGUCGGGUGUCGUGCACGCGCGCUGGGCGAGCGCCACGUGUCAGGGCAGUAGUCAG